AUGCAUUUGCCUCUACUCCUCUCCCUCUUGUCAUGUCUUACACUGUUUGUCUAUAGUGCACCUGCGCGCUAUCAGGGAGAACUAGACCUCGCGCUGCGUGAUUUCAGCGACAUUGUCCAGCGGUCGCCAGAUCUCCAAGAUGACUUUAUGUCUUUAUGGAAGCGCGCAGGGCAGGUGUUGGUAAUCCACCUGCAGGGCCACGAACUUCAUCUGGAGAGGUUCGCAAACCAGGGAAACUCGCACAGUAUAGUCUACACCGUAGCAACACCCGGACCUAUGCACGGUGACUUCGCAAAGACGAACGUCGCGGAGAACGAACUGCAUGCCACGACUGCCGCUGGUGCUGUAAAGUUCAGCGGACUGGACUCUACGGGCAGGCGGUGGAUGAUCGUCCAGAGGUCGCCCGGCAUGCACAUCACACAGACGGGCGCGUUCAGGCACGUAGCGCAUGACCCGGUGCACUGCGAUGCCAUGCUUCGUCAUGCUGCGCAGUUGGCGGCGGCGACGAUGGUGCACUACUGGCAACAUACACAUGGCUGGCUGCAGAACGAUCCCAACCCGCAGAACGUCCUCUUCGACGACCACAUGUCAGUUGCCCAUCUGAUUGACUGGGGGCAGGCAAGGUACUCGCAUACACCGGACCGCGCCUCCUCCGAAGGGGGGACCGAGGGUUGGCGGUACCUCGAAGCCGGCGAAGGGAUCGUCCAAGAGGGUUACAAUGCAUUUUUGAGACAGCGUUAUAUGGGUUAA
Molecule: messenger RNA, 750 nt
Organism: Fomitopsis serialis
Lineage: Eukaryota; Fungi; Basidiomycota; Agaricomycetes; Polyporales; Fomitopsidaceae
Exons: 5
Coding region: 1-750 (249 amino acids)
Source: RefSeq, a predicted model, not a curated record